CAGGAAUGGUGCCACACUCACUGUGUCAGUUUGCUCAGUGAUCGUCGGGACUUAGCGUGUGUGUGUUAGUGCCCCUCUCAACACAGUGAUGUUAGUGAACGUUCAUCUCUGCUGUGAACAUUCAACUCAGCUGGUGAACAUUCAAGCCAGCUGGUGAACAUUCAAGCCAGCUGGAGAACAUUCAAGCCAGCUGGAGAACAUUCAAGCCAGCUGGAGAACAUUCAAGCCAGCUGGUGAACAUUCAAGCCAGCGGGUGAACAUUCAAGCCAGCUGGUGAACAUUCAAGCCAGCUGGUGAACAUUCAAGCCAGCUGGUGAACAUUCACGUUCACCUUCUCCCAGGUUAAUAACUUACAAGAGUGUUAUCAGAUCUCUGUUCCAGAGUUACCACUGCGAAAAUACAUCCGGUCCAUCUUACAGGUGUUCUGAGGGCAGCUGCAGCAGAAAACAUCUGUUUAUUUGGUUACUGAACCGAGGCCAUGAAAAAAGAGCAUCCUGUGUGUCGUGAGAUAUAAAAGAUGAGAGAGUUUCCCGAGAAGAUAAGAGGGUUGGAGACCUAAUCAUUAAACCAACAGAAAAUAAAUUUCUACCAUUUGGGAAUAACAUCACAGAGAGAACCUGGAAGCCAUGAUGCUCUUGGCCAAGUGUUCUUACACGUGCUACACCUGCUCAUCUAGCAGAAAAUACAUACCAAGAACAUAUUCAACUCUCAUGGGCGGCAUUCUGGUCCUGGAGAAACGUUUGGGAAAGUCCCCUUAUAUCUGCUACCCCUAUUCACUCAGCAGUAAACAAAAACGUACAUGUUAGUCUACUGUUGUGGGCUGCAUCCUGGGAAAGACGUUUUAAGGAUCUACGAGGAAUUAACCAACACUGUUUGCCUUCUUGCAAUAUCUGGUUAAUAAUAAUCCUCAAGGAGGAAAAACAGACGGAAGGAAUUCUGCUCUUUCAACCGGACAUGACAGGCGAGGCUUCAAGAGAUGUCCAGCAGGACCUGGAUACCAGCGAUAUCUCUGGCACUGGAAUGGCGGCGUGGGACGGAUUAGGAGUACAUGAUCCAGUAGACAAUACCAACAUUAUUCUAAAUGAUGUUGAAAUGACUGUAAAAAGCAACCAGGAGGGGCGAAAAAGUGGUGGGGAAACCGGGAAGAGUUCUCACGAAACCGGGAAAACUUCCCUGGAAGACACUUUGAAAAGUGAGGCCAAGGCUUUGAUGGGAAAUGUGGAGUGUGAUAACGAGGGUGAAGGAGGCGCGGCGCGAGUACCUGACGGAGGCUGGGGGUGGUUGGUAGUUUUUGGCAGUUUUAUCAUCACGUUGCUGGUGCCUCUACUGGGUCCUUGCUUCGGUGUACUCUUCUCCAGUUACCUGCUUGAGGCCGGGAGCUCGUCAGCUACUACAGCCUGGAUCUUCAACGUCCAGUGCUUCAUCUGGAACAUGAUGGGGCUUAUUGUCAGGCCGCUGGUGAAGGAGUUUGGCUGGAGGAAUAUUGCCUUCCAGGGAAUCCUCCUCACCUCAGCCUCUGUUAUCAUGUCCGCCUUCGCUCCCUCACCAGUGUUCUUGUUCUUCUCCUUUUCGUUACUCAGUGGACUAGGUGGAGGCUUGGCGGUGUGUAUGUCCUUCAUCCUGGUACCUAUGUACUUCGAUCGUAGACGAGGGCUUGCUAACGCUAUAAUGAUGGCUGGGGUGUGCACGGGGCAGAUCGUGGGUCCUCCCUUCGUGCGCCUGCUGCAGGAGCAGUACACUUACAAGGGCGCCACUCUCAUCCUGGGCGCCAUCAUGCUCAAUGGACUCGUGGGUGCUGCGUUUUACCAUCCAGUUGAAUGGCACAUGAAGCCAGCGAGGAACGAUCCCUUGUUGCCAAAAGUAAAUGUCAAUUCGUUAAACGACGGGGAUGUAGCAGAUGAAACCUCCAAGAAGUAUUUCUUGAUUGCUAACGGUGAGAAGGAACCAGGAUGGUCAGAAUCCUUGUGUCGUGUGAGAACAUUGAGAGAGGAUGGCACUUACCAAUCCAGUGAGUGCCUCAAGGCCUCACACACAGAGAGUGUGACGCUUUCAUUAUCCUCGUUGUGUAAACCAGCUCUCAGUGCCCCUGUGAGUCAGUCUGCGAAAGAAAGAGUAAGAAGAAACAGGAGUGAGCAAGUAGGGUUCGCAACACUCAUACUGUCAGUGGCUCGGAACACAAUUAAUAACUUGAAAAUCUUCCGCUCACCACGAGCAGUUAUAAUAUCCUUCGGGUGCACGUUCUUCCUUAAUGGUUACUACAACUUCUUAAUGAUGGUUCCCUUCGCUAUGCAAGCAAGUGGACGCACACUGCAGGACUCUGCGUGGUGCAUAUCAGUGUCAGGAGUCUGCCAUCUCGUAGCCAGGACGCUGAUCUCAGUACUCUCUGACUGGUCGAGGUUCAAUAUGAGACUUGCAUACAUGGCUGGCCUUGCUUCCACCGCCUUUACUAUUCUGGUGUUCCCACUCCUGCUGGAGUUUGAGUUACGCUGGCUGAUGGUCACCAUGGCAGUGUGGGGCUGUGGUAUAGGCACCACCAUGGGCCUCUACACCUUGGUCAUGAUAAAGUUUAUGGGUCUGGAGAAUCUGGGGGCAGUAUAUGGAGCUUCAAGUCUCACCGUGGGCUUCGGCUUUCUCUCCAUCGGUCCACUAAUAGAAUUGGAUGUAACAAAAGAUGAUCCUGAACUCUAUGCCCCAGUUAAUAUUGGGUUCCCAACUGUGAAGACAGACCGUAAGGAGCAGCUUGGCCAGCGCCUUCAACACAUCAGGGUGCUGAGAGAGAAUCCACUGAUAGAGAAAAAGUCUCGUAUUGGGACACUAGAGGCAGAUUUGGAGAAGGUUCAGGCAGUGUGGGAGACCUUCACUGGUCCUCACCAUAUUCGCACCUUGGCAGAGCAUUAUGGAAUCUUCCGCGACCUUUAUGGCAAUGCAUAUUUCAUACCUUCCGUCAUCCUCAAGAUAUUCUAUGACUUCGAUGAGGAGACGGUGACACCUGUCUACAGAGGAAAUACUGUUAAACCACGAGAGGCAGCCAAAGAGCCUAUGGUCGAGUUUCAAAGCCAGCCGGAUGACCUGUGGACGUUGAUUCUCACCAACCCUGAUGGCAAUUUGCUGGAAAAUGAGAUUGAGUGUCUUCAUUGGUUUAUAGGUAAUAUUAAAGGUGGAGAUAUUACUACAGGAGAAGUGAUAUGUGACUACUUGCAGCCCUUCCCACCAAGAGGCACUGGUUACCACCGCCUUGUCUUCGUAUUGUACAAGCAAGAUGGAUACAUGGACUAUUCCACCUAUAAAAAACAACAGCCCUGUUUGUCACUUAAGGAGCGAACCUUCUCAACACUGAGUUUCUACCGUGAGUUGCAGGACAAUAUCACUCCAGCAGGCUUGUCAUGGUUCCAGUCAGACUGGGACUCCUCACUCACUGACUUCUUCCACCAUACGCUGAAAAUGCGGGAGCCUGUUUAUGAGUAUGACUUCCCAAAACCAUAUCUUGCACCUCAGAAAUACUUUCCAUUGAGGAGGCAAUUCAACACGUACUUGGAUUUGCAUCGUGAUCCAAAGGAAAUUAAUAAGGAAAUUCUUCUGCAACGGCUAAAAAAUCUCAACCCACUGGAGCCCGAGCCUCCUGUUUUACCUUUCCCUGGUGCCCAGAGCAUCCCUAAAGAUCUAACUACGUGGGAGAGGCGGGACCUCAAGAGAAAGCGUCUGGGUGUCGGGAAAUAUCGCAAUCUCUUUAGAGGGUCCAAUAGACCUAAUAUUUAGAAAUGCUGGUCCCAUUGCACUUGUACAUCUGAAUAGCUUGCUCGUAAAUAAAUUGCAUAAAAUCAGAAGCUAAGUGUACAAUAAUUCCUGUUAGUGGUGGUGUUUAUUCAUCAGAAAAGAUCAUGAUUUCUCCCGGCAUAGGUCAGUCAGAUGAUGAACCAGCACUGGUUAAGCAUCCACUGGUGUACCAGUGCCAGGUUUCACAUCCCAUUUAUAAAAUACACAUGACCACUACAAGUGCCCCUUGACUUACAAUGGGGUUACAUUCCAACAAACGCAUCAUAAGUCAAAAAUAUGGUGUCACAUAUGAUUUUAUGAUAAAUAAAUAUCAUAUUUCGCAACUUAUAAGACACGGCUUAUAAACUUGUUUUAGUUUCAGUGGCUCGGCAUCGAACGUAACUGGGAGAGCUACAGCCCGCCCCACACCCUAAACUUAUAGCACCAGUCACUGACCUUCAAUUUAUAGGACACAGAGUGGUUUUUGGAGACACUUAUGCAUGCAAAAAAAUGCGUCUAAUAAGCCACGAAAUACAUUAAGUAAAUAAAUAACUGUCACUGAAUAAAUAAAUAAACAAGGACCGAGAGCGUGCUUGUUGAUGCAGUUAUUUCUGUUUUUUUUUUUUUUUUUUUUUUUUUUUUUUUUAUAGGGGUCACAGUAGCAGUGUGCAAUGUAGUCCAUCCCUUCCAGUAACUAUUAACAAGACAAUAUUAUCUGUUACAUGUCUUCUUUAUUUACAAAUUAUAUGUAAUAGCAGGAUAUACUGUCUACAUCGGUGGCUGAAGUGCCAGCAGUUUGUAUAUUGUGUAUUUUUAAAGUGGUAGAACCCAUAUUGGUAUAGCAUUUGUCUUUUAAUAAAUUAAUAAUGCAUU
Cherax quadricarinatus is the source of this 4626-nucleotide messenger RNA. The record is from RefSeq and is a predicted model, not a curated record. NCBI's taxonomy places the organism in Eukaryota, Metazoa, Arthropoda, Malacostraca, Decapoda, Parastacidae.